Pomacea canaliculata is the source of this 7096-nucleotide messenger RNA. Its product is annotated as filamin-A-like. The transcript is spliced from 45 exons. The record is from RefSeq and is a predicted model, not a curated record. Gene Ontology annotation, biological process: actin cytoskeleton organization. Bases 199 to 6870 code for a protein of 2223 amino acids. Lineage: Eukaryota; Metazoa; Mollusca; Gastropoda; Architaenioglossa; Ampullariidae. Gene Ontology annotation, molecular function: actin filament binding.
UGUUUGCGUGUUCAGGUACACCUGCAUGGAGCAGGGCGACAGAGAAGGCCUUGUACGGAAUUUGAGUUCCCACUGUUGUCAAAGCCGGCAUACUUGAACCCAGCCUCGCCGCAACACGGUGGUGAGGUGAGUGUGAGUGUGGUUGGUACACCUGAGCAGGUGUAGCGGAGUGGCAGACACGCACAAACACAAGCAAACAUGUCGGCUGAAGUGGACCUCAUCGGCCAGCAGGCCAGAUCGAAGGAAGGGCGGGGGUUGUCUGUGAGAAGCGGAGACAGUGACAAGUGGAUUACCAUUCAGAAGAACACCUUCAUGAACUGGGUCAACCUGCAGCUCCACGACAGUGGCUACACAGUGGAUAACUUCGAAACCGACUUUGAUGAUGGAAUUAAGCUGUGUGCGCUGGUGGAAGCUCUGCAGCAGAGGAAGAUUGGCAAGGUGAUCAAGAAGCCAAUUAACCAGCACCAGUGCCUAGAGAAUGUGACCCUGGCCCUCAAGGCUAUUGCUGAUGAUAAUGUUCGGCUUGUUAAUAUCGGAAGCGAAGAUGUCGUCAAUGGCAACCUGAAGCUGAUCCUGGGGCUGGUCUGGCACCUGAUUCUGCGCUACCAGAUCGGCAAGAGCAAGAUACCGCCCAAGAAGCUGAUGUUGGCAUGGCUACGGGCUGUCAUCCCAGAAUGCAACAUCGGCAACUUCACCUCCGACUGGAAUGACGGCGUAGCUCUCAGCGCCCUCAUCGACUACUGCCAGCCAGGUUUGAUGCCCGACUGGAGAAAACUCAAUCGCAACAACAAGUUUGAAAACUGUAACAAUGCAAUGCAUAUUGCCAAGGACUCUCUCAACAUUCCAAUGCUGGUGCGACCUGAGGAUUUUUGCUCACCCCAUCUUGAUGAACUGUCGGGUAUGACCUACCUGUCCUACUACAUGAUGCCUGAUUCUCCUGGGUACUAUGCUACACGCCGAGAGAUUCGCAAAAUAUUACAACAGGGUACCAUUGAUAAUUUCACUACUGACUGGAAUGAUGGAAGACUUCUCUGCAACUUAGUGAAGUCAGUGGGUGGAGAAGUGGUUGGAUGGCCACACUUCAGCAACAACAGUGUGGAGAACAUACAGAGAGGUCUUGAUGGUGGCAAACGCUUGGGAAUUGAGCCGAUUUUCGGUGCACAGGAAAUGGCUGAUCCAGAAGUGGAGCAUCUGGGUAUCAUGGCUUAUGCAGCUCACUACACAAAGUUCAGGCCUGUGAAAAUCUCACUGGUGUCUGCUUCCUUUAGUGGACACCUGGAAAAUGCACAUGUGGGACAAGAAAAAUCUUUCCAAAUUCAUUUGGAAGAGGGUUCACCAGAUGAUAUCCGGGCUGUGAUGAAGGGACCAAAUUCAAAUCCUCAAGUCCGAAUCAGCUGGAUAGGAAAGAUAGGCCAUAGCUCAUUUACUCCAGUAGAGACAGGCCCACAUAAGCUGGAUAUCACCUGCAAUGGGGAAUCCAUAUCUGGAUGUCCUGUCAACUUUCAAGUCACAUCAGAUCCUUCACGAGUUGUUUGCCACCCACCAGAACGUUGUGCCUUAGGCAUCAGCACAGAAUUAAAGGUGGAUGCGUCAUCUGCUGGUAAGGGGGACGUGCAAAUGGAAGCUAGAAGCCCCAGUGGUCAUAUGAAGAGUCUACCAGUUCGGCAUCAGCAGGGAAUGUACAUUGUAGAGUUCAACCCCACUGAAGUUGGGCUCUGGACAGUUUAUGCAAAAUAUGAUGGAGAACCUAUUAGAGGAAGUCCAUUCACUGUGAAUGUGUUCGAUCCAUCGCUAGUGAAGGUGUAUGGACUGGAAGGUGGAACUGUGGGCAGAGCCCUUACAUUCAACGCUGAUGCCACUCAGGCAGGAGAGGGAAAGUUGCAAGUAAAAGUGAUGCAUGCAGGCCAAGUCAUUCCCUCUCACAUUUCUGAGGCACGCUCAGGAGAAUACAAAGUUGACUUCACCCCCCAGGGAGCUGGGCAGUACAAAGUCAGUGUCUACAUGAAUGAUAUGGAGGUCAAAGGAUCUCCCUACACACUUGAUAUUGUUGACUCGUCACUCGUAACUUUAAGUGGAGAUGGAUUGAGUCUUGUCCCAGUGGAGCGCCCAGCCACUUUCACUGUCCAUACCAAGGGUGCAGGCAGUGGAAGCGUCAAUGUAGACAUUGUUGGUCCUGGCGGAACAAAGAUGCCAACCAAAAUCCGACAGAAAGAUUCACAAGCGUUUGAAGUGGAGUACAUACCUAAAGCAGCAGGGGACUACAAAAUUAAUGUGUUUUUUUAUGGCCAGUUGGUGAAAGGUUCACCCUUCACAUGUAAAGCCUAUGACAUGGGCAAACUACAGAUCAGCAACAUGCCAGAGUUUGCUUUGCCAGGAAAUCCAGUCACCUUCAACAUUGAUGCUUCUCAGGCAGGAUCAGGAAAUAUAGAAAUAAGAGUCAACGAAGGCAGGGUUGCGUGUAGCGUAGAAAACCUCGGCAAGCAUCGAUUCUUGGCAUCCUUUGUGCCUGAAAACUGCAAGCUGCAUGAGGUGGACAUGACAUUCAAUGAAAAGCCUAUAGAAGGCAGCCCAUGGAAAGUGAAAAUUAUAGACCCACAGUCUAUAAGGAUUGCCAGCUCUGGAAAGGAACUUGUGCCUGUAUUCCAGCAAACUUUUUUCACCAUCAUAUGUGGUGAUGCCCCUACAGAACUUGUCACAGUGCAGAUUACAGGUCCAAGUGGACAAAAGGUUCCGGUGAAAAUCAGCAACCAGGGCUCAUCAGCCUUGUAUGUGGAGUACACCCCAACAGAAAUUGGUACAUAUGUGAUAAAUGCUAGCCUGGCUGGUGUUCCCAUCAAGGGCUGUCCUUUCAAGGCCAAAACCUUUGACCCUAGGAAGGUCAAGGUGUCUAAGAUGCCAAUGGGUAUUGUUGGAGUCCCAUGCAAAUUUAAUGUGGAUGCAGCCACAGCUGGUGAAGGCACAAUGGAGAUUGCUAUAAGCAGCAAUGGACGAAAUAUUCCUAACCAAGCAAGGUCUAUUGGUAAUGGCCAGUUUGAAGUGUCUUUUGUGGGACGGCAGCCCCAAAGACAUGAGGCAGCCAUCACCUACAAUGGUCAUAAUGUGCCAGGCAGUCCCUUCUACAUUGACUUCCUUGAUGCUUCCCAGAUGAGAGCAUCAGGCGCUGGUUUAGGUCUAGUUCCAUGCAAUAAGCAUGCAGAGUUCCUUAUUCACACACCUGCACCAAACUUAAAGGAGCUAACAGUGGACGUAACAGGGCCUGACGGACGGCAUGUGCCCACAAGGCUGCAGGAUUCAGGCAAUGGGACAUAUGCUGUGGACUACACCCCAUCUGCUGUUGGCAUCCACAAAGUAGAGGUUGCCUAUGCUGGAGUGCCUAUUGGUGGCAGCCCUUACACAUCCCAAGUGUUUGAUUCUUCUCUAGUCAAGAUAUCUAAGAUAAGCCAAGGGUUCCUGGGAAAACCAGUCACAUUCUCAUUGGAUGCAAACAGUGCAGGCGAUGGAAAUUUGGAGAUCCAUGUAACUGCUGAUGGUGAAAGCGUUGCAAACUAUGUUCGUCAAGAAAGAGAUGCCUCAUUUAAAGUCACCUUCACCCCACAACGUCCUGUACGCCACAAGGUCAACAUAACUUUCAAUGGGGAGCAGAUUCCUGGCAGUCCAUUUACAUGUGAUGUCAUUGACACAGAAAACUUGGCACUGACAGGGGAUGGAAUUCGAAUGGCUCCAGCAAAUUCAACAACUUCCUUCAAAGUUGACCCAAAGGGCAGUGGUGACUUUGACCUCCGUGCAUGGGUUGUGUCUCCUAGUGGCCAUGAUGUUCCGGUGCGAAUAACAGGAAACCCCCAUUCUGCAUUUCGCAUUGAUUAUACGCCAGUGGAUGUGGGUACACACAAGGUGUAUGUGGAGUAUGGGGGUCAGGAAGUGCGUGGUAGCCCAUUUGAUGUUGAGAUUUUUGACCCAGCUCUUGUUCGUGUUAGUAGUCCUGGUCGUGCUUAUCUCGGCAAACCCAUACAAUUUCAUAUGGAUUCAUCACUGGCAGGACAAGGAAGAGUGGAAGCAGAAGUCAAAUGCAGAGGAGCUCUUGUUCCUUGUCAAGUGCGCGAUGUUGGCGGAGGCCGCUCAGAGUUGACCUUUACCCCUCGUGAUGCUAGUGCCCAUCUGGUCAACUUGAGCUUCAACGGCUUGCCACUGCCUGGAUCACCAUAUCAUCUUGAUGUGGUUGACAGUAGCAGCAUCAGCAUCAGUGGCGAAGGUCUGAAUUCAGCCAAAGUUUACCGGGAGACCUGGUUCAACCUUGACCUGCAUGGCAUGGAUGCUUCUGAUCUGGAUGUCCAAGUUACAGGUCCCUCAGGCAACCACAUCCCAUGUGGCAUCAGCCGCAAAGGUCACAUCUGCCGUGUUGAGUUUACCCCUAUGGAGCCAGGCCCCCACACCAUUGAUGCCUUAUUUGCUGGAUCCAGAAUUCAUGGAAGCCCUUUCACGUGUGAAGCCUAUGAUCCAAGCAGAGUACGCAUCACAGAUGUUGAUCGUACAGCCAAAAAAGAAAGGGAAAUAGGAUUCACCAUUGAUACAUCAGCUGCUGGAGUUGGGGAUCUUGAGGCUGUGGUGAAACACCAUGGUCACAUUGUGCCUACUCAGAGGCAGUCGCUGGGAGAUGGACGAUUCCAUUACACAUUUCUUCCUGGUGAUGUUGGCCAUUUUGAAGUGAACACAACUUUUAAUGGCGAUACAAUUCCUGGUUGUCCACUCAUUAUUAAUGUUGAAGAUGAGCUUCCAACAUUUAUAACCAUCAGUUUCCGUGGGGUGGAGCCUUUGAAUCUUCGUGGAAAGAAAGAUAGCUACUUUAUGCUUCACACAGAUGGCCACAAGAUUGAUUCAGAUCUUCUCAAUGUCAACAUUGAAGCUCCAACUGGUGAGCAGCUGGCAUCACGACUUGUGCAGCAGACAGAUGGAGACUACCGUGUUGAAUGGACGCCUAAACAAGCAGGACGACACUCUGUGGAUGUUAUGUUUGCUGGACAGCAGGUGAAGGGGAGCCCUUUCUACAUUGAAGUCUUUGAUGUGUCAAAGAUACGUGUUGACAACUUCUAUAAUGGAAAUGUUGGGGAGCCAGCUGGCUUCCAUGUGGACACAUCCCAUGCGGGUAAAUGUGAGCAGAUAGUUCGGGUGGUCAGCCCAUCUGGUCGCAACCUACCAGUUGAUAUUAAAGAAGGGAAGAAUUUCACUUACAAUGUGAGCUAUGUGCCAACUGAGAGUGGACAGCACCGUGUGUACCUUCUAUACAACAACAUAGAGUUCCCAGGGUGUCCUUUCACUCAGGAAGUAAGUGAAGGUGUGUUGCCCCCUGCCUAUGGUGAUGGACUGUACCGAGGAGAAGAGGACAAGACUGCUAUAUUUUACAUUGAUGCCAGGGGUAUGAGAGGGGAGCCCUCUGUGCAGGUGGAUGGUCCAAACUCAAUCGCCAAAUGCAGCAUUGACCCCCAGCCUGAUGGCCAGUAUGCUGUGACAUACAUACCUGUGGAGGUGGGCUUGUUUGAUGUUCAAGUCAAGUGGAAUGGCAAGGAGAUAUCUGGCUCUCCUUUCCACCCCAAAGUGGUGUGCGCUCGCAAGGUGCAGGUUGUAGGGGGCUGGCAGCACUACAUGGAUGCCAAGGAGCGAGUUCAUCUGGUCGUCAGUGAGGAAAAGCAUAUUCCUUUUGAUGUGUCGGAGGCAGGCCCUGGUAAGAUGACUGCAGAAGUCAAAGGCCCAGGUGGACUGCUCCCUGUAACUGUUGACAACAGUGUUGUAGGGCGCUCCACUAUUGUCUUUACUCCUCGAGAGGAAGGAGUACACAACAUUCAUGUGUACUGGUCUGACACACCCCUGGUGAACUCACCAUUUCAUGGCUUUGCUGUUGGUGGUGGUGCUGAUGCCAGUAAAGUCAUUCUGUCAGGCCGUGGCCUUAAAGAAGCUACUGUUAGGGAGGAAGCAGAGUUCCAGAUUGACGCCUCUCGUGCUGGGCCUGGUGAGCCUGAGGUACAGCUGACAGGAGUACGAGCAGAGGUCAACGUAUUUGUAACACCUCUUGGUGGAGGAAAGUUCCGCUGCACUUACAUUCCUGUCAUACCUGGUGCUUACCUGCUGCACAUCUCCUGGAAUGGCAGACAGCUGCGUGGCUCACCAUUUAAGGUGAAUGUUAUUGGUGCUGUCCACCCAGAUAAAGUAGUUGUCUCAGGAGAAGGGCUGAAAGGAGGGCUUCUGGGACGUGAUCUGGACGUCCGCAUCGACACUCGCAAGGCAGGGCCUGGAGAGCUAACUGCAUAUUGCAUGGGUCCAACAAGGGUGGCACACUGUGAGCUGGAAGACCAUCAGGAUGGAACAUUCCGCCUAGUUGUGCGGCCUCAAGAGGCCGGACGACAUGUGCUGCAAGUCAAAUAUGGUGGAGAGCAUGUGACUGGAAGUCCAUUUGCAUUUAAAGUCUCUGCGCAACCUGAUGCCAGCAAAGUGCGAGUGAGCGGCCCAGGGGUGGAAAAUGGUAUCCUAGCAACCUUCCAGAGCCGCUUUGUGGUGGAGACUCGUGGUGCUGGUGCUGGACAGCUGACAGUUCGAAUCCGAGGCCCCAAAGGUGCCUUCCAAGUGGAAAUGUACCGAGACAGCCAGAAGGAUCGCACAAUUUUGUGUCGCUAUGACCCAACAGAGACGGGCUUGUACAUGAUUAGUGUGCGGUGGUCAGGGCGAGACGUGCCAGGCUCACCAUUCCAUGUCAACAUUGUGGACACUCAAGCAGAGCUUGAGCAGCUUUUGCACGAGCAGUCAUACAGUACACCAAGCUUCCACAAUUCAAGUUUCAACUCUCGGGCAAGUGGUGGCUACCAGUGGCGUGAGGACAUGUAGAUGCAAGCUACACUUUGUGAAACUGUUAGUCUGAAAAAAAGGAGCUUUGGGCAGGAAUACUGCAUUUUUACUUCUAUUCCAACACACCUCAACAAGCGAGUCAUAUACAAUAGUUUCUAUAUAUAUAUAGAGUUUUGUUAACAUUUUUGAAAACAUCUUGUUUUGCCUGUCUGAUUUUGAUAUUGUAAGAAAUAAUAAUUACACUUUGUAUAUUUUAUUAACAUAA